GCAAACGCAGCAGCACUGCACGUCGUGGAGCAAUGGUGCUGAAGGAAUCGAGACGUUAGUUUAUGAAACGACAGAAAGGAGACGCGGACAGCAAGGAUCCCGCAUCUAACGGAGAAUAUGAGCAAGGAGGAGGCGUCAUGUCGACCCGCUUCUUUGAAGUUUACCAUUGACAACAUCCUCAACUCCAAGUCGAGUAGGAGAAACUCUGAAAGCCGUCAUUCAAAGACAUCUCUUGUAGUGUGUCGGGAUGGCUGUCUGCAUCAUCCCGGAGGCAGCGAGGAUCAAUGCAAAGAAGAGUCAGAUGCAAGAUUGCGCACCAUUGAUAAAGUCAACAUAGAGGGAGAUGGAAUCGUGGACGCGCUCAAAACCGUCGACACGCGCAGCGAGAGCACGGACAGCUGCGAUGACAGGCAGCAGAAGAACAACAACAGCAAGAAGAAUAAACUGAUGACAAAAAAGAAAACGCGCACUAUAUUUUCCAAAAGACAGAUCUUCCAACUGGAAUCUACGUUUGACAUGAAGCGCUAUCUGAGCAGCGCGGAGCGCGCGUGCCUGGCGAACUCUUUGCAGCUCACCGAGACUCAAGUCAAAAUCUGGUUUCAGAAUCGACGGAAUAAAUUAAAAAGACAACUGUCUACUGAACUGGAGGGACCGCCUAGCGAUUUCAGUGAUAUUGGAAAGACGGUACCGCUCCCAGCUUUAUAUAAAGAGAAUAAUCUGCUCGGAAGGUGCAUGCUUCCAAUGCCUCUACCAGUCGUGUAUCCUGGAGGUAGCGCGCCUUACUUUUAUUUCUCAAAUGCCAGCAAGUAUUUCAACCUGUUUGAUGGAGAUAUAUGACUUAGAAAAUACCCUUGCACAGGGGACACAGUAUAAUUCUCAUAAAAAAAAAAUUAAAAAAAACGACAACACGGCCCAACUUAAAUUUUGAUAACAAACAUUUUUGGCCUUUGUGUGUGUUUUGCUGAGAUCAUUGUUCAGCUAUCGGCCAGUAAAGAAGCCGGCUUGUAUUUCUAUGCAAAAGCCUAUUUUAUUUAUUGUAUGCUGUACAACAUGUUAUUAAAAUAAUAACACCUAGCAUAUUUCAGUGCAUCACAUAUACUGAUAGAAAUGCCGGUGCCAAUCACCCUGUCUUCACAUGGCAGGAAGUUAUUAACACAAAUGUUUUACUGUUUACAUUAUUAUUAUUAUUAUUAUUAUUAUUAUUAUUAUUAUUAUUAUUAUUAUUAUUAGCCUAUUAUUACAACUCUGCCAGAGAUAGAUUCUUGGUGCAUGCCUUUGUAUUUUAAAUGGCCCUCCAAUUCCAAAAUGAGCAACCGAAACGUAUUUAAGUGAAUGUAUUGGUUAUUUUAACGCAUGUUUGUAUGUUUAUUCCUUAAAGUUUUUUUUUUUUUUUUUUUAAUAAAUCGUUUUCAGUAUACCCUGGCCAGUUAAGUUGGCUAUACUACCAGUAUUUACAUCUUUUAUCGAGUGUCAUUAAAUCUUCUGUUUUACACUUGCUUCAAAAGAAAA
Carassius gibelio (silver crucian carp) is the source of this 1509-nucleotide messenger RNA. RefSeq names its product homeobox protein HMX2-like. Lineage: Eukaryota; Metazoa; Chordata; Actinopteri; Cypriniformes; Cyprinidae. The record is from RefSeq and is a predicted model, not a curated record. The coding region runs from base 118 to 837 and encodes 239 amino acids. Gene Ontology annotation, molecular function: DNA-binding transcription factor activity, RNA polymerase II-specific; RNA polymerase II transcription regulatory region sequence-specific DNA binding. The transcript has 2 exons. Gene Ontology annotation, cellular component: nucleus. Gene Ontology annotation, biological process: regulation of transcription by RNA polymerase II.